Messenger RNA from Trifolium pratense (red clover), 1711 nucleotides. Its product is annotated as benzyl alcohol O-benzoyltransferase-like. NCBI's taxonomy places the organism in Eukaryota, Viridiplantae, Streptophyta, Magnoliopsida, Fabales, Fabaceae. The coding region runs from base 201 to 1517 and encodes 438 amino acids. The transcript has 2 exons. The record is from RefSeq and is a predicted model, not a curated record.
UAUAGUGAAGAAGAAAAAAAAAGUAUUAAAAUAGAUUUUUUAAUAAUUUUAUGUGUUGUUGGUAAAAAACAAUAAUUUUAUGUGUGGCUAUGACAAAGUUGUGAUGUAUCAUUUUCAAACACUCUAUUUAUAACAAAUGCAAAAUCAAUGUAUAACUCACACAAACUAUUCACAACACUUAUUGACUCCAUAGCUAGCAUAUGAUGAAUUCAUCACCAUUAAUGUUCACAGUGCGGAGGCGUCCACCAGUGUUGGUGCCACCGGCUGCUUCCACUCCUUCCGAAGUUAAACUACUAUCCGAUAUAGAUGAUCAAGAAGGCCUACGUUUCAAUAUUCCUUUCAUAUAUAUCUAUCGCCAUGAACCAUCAAUAACGGGGAAAGAUCCUGUUAAAGUUCUUAAACAUGCACUCUCACAAACACUUGUUUAUUACUAUCCAUUUGCAGGAAGGAUUAGGGAGGGUGUCGGGCACAAGUUGAUGGUUGAUUGUACCGGUGAAGGUGUCAUGUUUGUUGAAGCUGAAGCCGAUGUAACACUUGAUCAAUUUGGUGACUCUCUGCAACCACCAUUCCCUUGCUUCCAAGAACUUCUACAUGAUGUUGCAGACGCGGAAUUAAUUAUCGACCGUCCCAUUCGACUCAUACAGGUCACACGUCUCAAGUGUGGUGGUUUCAUACUAGUCUUGCAUUUGAACCAUAUAAUGAGCGAUGGAGCUGGCACGAAACAAUUCAUGAAUGCAUGGACGGAAAUGGCUCGAGGAGCACAUCAACCUUCCAUUCAACCUGUGUGGCGUAGAGAGAUCCUAAUGGCAAGAGACCCCCCACACAUUACAUGCAACCAUCGUGAAUACGAACAAAUACUUUCGCCUAUCAAGGAAGAAAAUACUAACACCAUAGUCCAUCAAUCUUUCUUCUUUAGAUCUUCUGAUAUAGCUUCACUUCGUAGCUUGGUUCCACAUCAAUGUACUACGUUUGAUGUUAUCACUGCAUGUUUUUGGUGUUGUCGCACAAAAGCAUUGCAAUUACAACCAUAUGAAGAGGUGCGAAUGAUGUGCAUCGUCAAUGCACGUCCAAGGUUUAGUGAUAAUCGUGCACUUGUCGGGUAUUAUGGUAACUGUUUUGCUUAUCCAGCGGCCAUCACCACUGCAGGGAAGCUUUGUGAAAACGGACUUGGUUAUGCAGUGGAAUUGAUACGAAAAGUAAAAGUUGAAGUUACAGAGGAAUACAUGCAAUCUGUGGCAGAUCUUAUGGUUACUAAGGAACGAUGUUUAUUUACAACUGUAGGAUCUUGUGUUAUUUCUGAUUUGACUCGUGCAAAGUUCAGAGAAGUCGACUUUGGAUGGGGUGAGGCAGUGUAUGGCGGAGUUGCAAAAGGCGGGGCUGGCCCUUUUCCUGGUGCAACAUAUAUUGUCCCACAUAUGAAUGUAAAUGGAGAAGAAGGUUUGAUAUUACCAAUUUGUUUGUCCUCUGAAGAUAUGAAGAGGUUUGCUAAAGAGUUAGAUGAGAUGCUUGGUAGAUGAGAAGCUUGAUAAACAAGGUUAUAACAAGCGGCAAAACACACAAACCAACAUUCAUUUGAUUUAAAUGAACCACCAAGUGAAAAUAAUGUACUAUCACAAGAAGAGAUGAAUGAAAAUGCCAACACUGAGAUAUUGUAAAUUAUUGCAUGGAUCGGAGUUUGAACCCUGAUACUUCUACAUUUAUUCACAUAAAA